UUGGCGGGAUUCAGGAACGGUAUUAGUGUUAUAUCAGGAUAUAUCUGUUUUGUGCUCUGAUCUGGUUGUGCUGUUGCCUGUUGUGCGAGAACUAUGGUGUUUCUUUUUAUUCUUAUAUUGUAAAUUUAUUUAUUUCUGAAAUGCAGUCUUUUUUAAAAACUGGCAAACUUGGCCCUCAAGAACCAACAAAGAAAUCAACGUCAAAAACCAAAGAAAAUAUUACACCACGCAACAGGCCUACACCUUGGGUAGAAAAAUACCGACCAAAAACUGUUGAUGAUGUUGUGGAACAAGAUGAAAUCGUUCAAGUCCUACGGCAAUGUUUAGCUGGAGAAGAUUUCCCAAAUUUAUUGUUAUAUGGUCCACCAGGUACUGGUAAAACAAGUACAAUUUUAGCAGCAGCGCGGCAGUUAUUUGGUAGUUCCUUUAGAGACAGAAUAUUGGAACUUAAUGCCUCUGAUGAAAGAGGUAUUCAAGUCGUCAGAGAGAAAGUUAAAGCUUUUUCUCAAAUUGCAGUUGGCAGUACCAAAGUAGAUGGAAAGCCAUGCCCACCAUUCAAAAUUGUUAUUCUUGAUGAAGCGGACAGUAUGACAAGUGCAGCCCAAUCAGCUUUGAGAAGAACGAUGGAAAAAGAAUCGCACAGCACUCGGUUUUGUCUAAUUUGUAAUUAUGUUUCAAGAAUUAUUGAACCUCUCACAUCUCGAUGUACAAAGUUCAGAUUUAAACCACUUGGAGAAGAGAAAAUUAUUGAAAGAUUACAGUACAUAUGUAAUCAAGAAGAUUUGAAAGCUGAAAAAAGUGUACUUAAAACAGUAGUUGAUGCAUCAGGAGGUGAUUUGCGAAGGGCAAUCACUUGCUUACAGUCUGUUACAAGAUUAAAAGGAAAAGGAAUUGAGGUCACAGCUGAUGAUGUUGUAGAAGUCACUGGUGUGGUUCCAAUUAAAUGGUUAGAUGAUUUACUUAAAGUUUGCGAAACUAAAAAUUAUAAUGAAGUUGAAGCUUACAUUGAUAAAUUUAUGCUUGAAGGUUAUUCGGUCAGUCAGGUUGUUGAUCAACUGAACGAUAUGGUUAUUUACUCACUCAUGCUUUCAGACAAGCAGAAAGCUUUUAUUGGAGAAAAACUUGGGGAAUGCAGCUAUAGAUUACUCGAAGGUGGAAGUGAAUAUGUACAGUUCAUGAGUCUUUGUGGCGGUAUUAUGCAGGCAUUUGCGAUAGAAUGAUUAUGAUGUGCUAAGCAAAACUGUUAUAGUAUUUACUAUCAAUCAUAUUGAUUGUUCAUCAUUCAUCAUUAUUUUUAAACAUACUUUUUAAAGAAUUUUGUGCAAGACAAAAAUUUUGGCACAACCAAUACAAUAGUGAGCGUAGAGUCUUGUUACUACAUAAAGUUUUGUUAAUCAUUUAUUAUUCUACCUUUUUCACUAAAUUAACUAAUUAAAUCUAAAGAACUUAAAAUUUCGUAAGUUAUUUAUUAUAACAUAAUCUACGCCUACCGACAAUCAUUCCAUAAAAUUACAAUUCCAUGCGAUGUCCUCUCUGUUAACAUAAUAAUCAUGUACAGAUAUACCAUACCACACAAAUAAAUUCUUGAAAAAAAAAAAAAAAACAAAAAAAAAAAAAAAUUUCUUUUAAAA
Messenger RNA from Phymastichus coffea, 1631 nucleotides. Its product is annotated as replication factor C subunit 4. Gene Ontology annotation, cellular component: DNA replication factor C complex; nucleus. The transcript is spliced from 6 exons. NCBI's taxonomy places the organism in Eukaryota, Metazoa, Arthropoda, Insecta, Hymenoptera, Eulophidae. Bases 141 to 1220 code for a protein of 359 amino acids. The record is from RefSeq and is a predicted model, not a curated record. Gene Ontology annotation, molecular function: DNA binding; ATP hydrolysis activity; DNA clamp loader activity. Gene Ontology annotation, biological process: DNA-templated DNA replication; DNA repair.